Molecule: messenger RNA, 13240 nt
Organism: Xiphophorus couchianus (Monterrey platyfish)
Lineage: Eukaryota; Metazoa; Chordata; Actinopteri; Cyprinodontiformes; Poeciliidae
Gene: grin2ba
Product: glutamate receptor, ionotropic, N-methyl D-aspartate 2B, genome duplicate a
Exons: 18
Coding region: 1325-6448 (1707 amino acids)
Biological process (GO): monoatomic ion transport
Cellular component (GO): membrane
Molecular function (GO): signaling receptor activity; ligand-gated monoatomic ion channel activity
Source: RefSeq, a predicted model, not a curated record
CUCAAGGCAGCCAGACAGUCCCAAUCAAACCCAGCGCUGCCCUUCUGUCUGCCAACCACAAGAUGGCGGCAUCUUGCAUAUAAAGAACACAACGGCACUUUGGCUUCUGCAACAGGGAUGGGCAAGCGAGGAGGGGGGAGAGAGACAGAGCAAUUCCAGCUCAGUAUCUUUCCUCAUGAGGUAGGCUGUGCUUGACUAGCAGCAGCAGCAGCAUCAACUUCCCCUCCCCGAACCUCCCCCCCAACGAUGCCUUUUUUUUUCUUUCCUUUUUCUUUUUUCUUUCUCACACUGAGCAAUAUUGGUAACGCCGUCCGUUGCCACUGCAACAAUGUCUCGCCUGUGCGUGGGGCGUGCGGCGUCUGAGCAGAGUUGAGAGGAAAAAAGCGGAGAGGACAUCUGUGCCUGGUUUUCCGUCAUCUGGAUGGGAAGUGCUUUUUGUCAGGGGAGACAGAGAGAGAAGAAAGCGGAAGGCAAGCCGGGGAAGGGGAACAACUGGCACCAGCCAAUCCCCCCCCGUCCACUCUCAGACUGGAGACGUCGGAGGCCACCGGAGUAUUUGCUUUUAUCUUUCGUUUUUUGUUCUUUUUUUUCCUCAUUGCGCUGCUGGGAGGUGCUUUGCCUUUUCAUUUGCUCGCUCUUUCGGUCCUCUGCCUCCUCAUCUAUUUUGCCAUUUACCUGGUCAACAAUUUCGUCCAUAUAUGAGCCAGACAAGGAGGGAGAGGGAGAGAGAGAGAGAAGCAGAAAGACAGAGAAAAAGAGACAGAGGAGGGGGAUUUUUGUUUCCCCCUCUUUAUCCUCUUUUAUCCCCUCCAUCCAUUCUUCCUUCCCUUUCCAUUGCUUUCCCUCCCUGUGCAGCCCACGCUCCCUCCUUCCUCCCUCCCUUCCUCCCUGCCUCAUCCUCCUCCCCCUCCACCCGUAACUUUGGCUACUUUUUUUUUUUUGACUCCACCUGUCGUUUUAUUUAUUUCCUUUAAGCAGCUCUAAUAGAGUCUUUUAAUUAGCUUUCGUUCUAUUUAUGCCUUUUUCACUUUUAUACCUAUUUCCCCCCUUCUUUUUUCCCUCCUUAUGCAUCUUAUCUGGCUGAUCCCUAACUAACUAUAGAGUGGCAGACGUAAGAAAAACAAGAUUCUCCGAGCAUCUUUUAGGAAGAGAAGUGACGCCGGUCCAGUGGAGUGCAAUUACCUCAACAUUGAUGCUUUGCUCCCUUGACCGUCUGAGGAUUUUACCUAAAACGGCUGCAAGUUGUUUCCUACCUCAGUCUGAGGCUAUGAAAGGGAGAGAGGAGUCCCAGGCCGCACCACCAUGCUACUUCUGAGAAGCUGGGAUGAGACUUUGGCUGGCAAAACACGAGGUAUUUCUCUCCCACUCCUACAUUAUGCCUCUUCGUGGACGCUGCAGCUCCUCCCUUCCUCACCAACAUGCUGGGGCUCACUUCUCCCCCCGAAUGGUUGCUCAGGUGCAACAUGGGGCUCGGACCCUUCAUCCACCUCCACCUCCAUCGGUUCACCGCACCACAGGCACGUCUUUAUGCCUGCCUCUCCUUUUUCUGCUGCUCUGUCUUCUCCACCUACCCCCAGCCUGUCACUCACGGAGAGAAAAGGGUGGAGGAGGCGGUGGCGGCCAUUACAUGCCCAUCCCACAGCCCCCUCCGCACCACAUGGCCCUGCCUAACAUCCUGCGGGGCCUAAGCAUCGCUGUUGUACUGGUGGGGAACUCCAGCGAGGUGGCAUUGGCAGGGGCCAGAGAGAAGGAGGACUUUCUCCACAUAGCUCCGAACGUGGAGGUGCUGACCAUGAAUGAAACGGACCCCAAAAGCAUUAUAAAGAGCAUCUGUGACCUGAUGACAGAGCACUGGCUGCAGGGUGUCGUCUUUGGGGACGACACAGACCAGGAGGCCAUCGCUCAGAUCCUGGACUUCAUUUCAGCCCAAACCCACAUUCCCAUCCUUGGAGUACGUGGAGGCUCUUCAAUGAUCAUGGCCGCCAAGGACGACAACUCCAUGUUCUUUCAGUUUGGCCCGUCCAUCGAGCAGCAGGCUUCUGUCAUCCUGAAUAUCAUGGAGGAGUACGACUGGUACAUCUUCUCCAUCGUCACAACGUACUACCCCGGUUACCAGGACUUCGUCACCAAGAUCCGAAACACCAUUGAGAACAGCUUCGUCGGCUGGGAGUUGGAGGAAGUUCUCCUGCUUGACAUGUCCGUGGACGACGGUGAUUCAAAGAUCCAGAACCAGCUAAAGAAACUCCAGAGUCCCGUGAUUCUUCUCUACUGCACAAAAGAGGAGGCCAACACCAUCUUCGAGGUGGCCCACUCCGUAGGGAUCACCGGCUACGGUUACACGUGGAUCGUCCCUUCGCUGGUUGCUGGAGACACUGUCGUAGUGCCUGCAGAGUUUCCCACAGGUCUGCUCUCCGUAUCCUACGACGAGUGGGACUACGGUCUGGAAGCCCGUGUUCGGGACGGUGUGGCGAUCAUCACCAUGGCGACGUCCACCAUGAUGAUGGACCGUGGACCUCACACCCUGCUGAAAUCUGAAUGCCAUGGAGCGCCGGAAAAGAAGACCCCAAUCUCAGGCAACCCCAAUGAAGUCCUCAGGUACCUAAUGAAUGUGACAUUUGAGGGGCGCAAUCUGUCGUUCAGCGAAGAUGGGUACCAGAUGCACCCCAAGCUUGUCAUUAUUUUGCUCAACAAAGAGAGACAGUGGGACCGGGUGGGUAAAUGGGAGAACGGCUCCUUGUCCAUGAAGUACCAUGUGUGGCCUCGCUACGAGCUGUAUGGUGGGGCGGCAACCAGGGAAGACGACCACCUGUCCAUCGUGACGCUGGAAGAGGCUCCGUUCGUCAUCGUGGAGGACGUGGACCCGCUGAGUGGGACCUGCAUGAGGAAUACCGUCCCCUGCAGAAAACAGAUCAAAACGCUCAAUCAGACCAAGGAGACGGGGAUCUACAUCAAGCGUUGCUGUAAGGGCUUCUGCAUCGACAUCCUGAAGAAGAUCGCCAAGUCGGUCAAGUUUACGUACGACCUGUACCUGGUCACGAACGGGAAGCAUGGCAAAAAGAUCAACGGGACCUGGAAUGGCAUGGUGGGAGAGGUUGUGUUAAAAAAUGCCCACAUGGCUGUCGGAUCCCUAACCAUCAACGAGGAGAGGUCAGAGGUCAUCGAUUUUUCUGUUCCCUUCAUCGAAACCGGAAUUAGCGUCAUGGUUUCCCGCAGUAACGGCACCGUUUCACCUUCCGCAUUUCUAGAGCCCUUUAGUGCAGAUGUGUGGGUGAUGAUGUUCGUGAUGCUGCUGCUGGUGUCAGCAGUGGCUGUGUUCGUGUUCGAGUACAUCAGCCCUGUGGGCUACAACCGCUGUCUGGCUGAUGGCAGAGAGCCUCACGGCCCGUCUUUCACCAUCGGUAAGGCCAUCUGGCUGCUUUGGGGUCUCGUCUUCAACAACUCUGUGCCAGUCCAGAACCCCAAAGGCACCACCAGUAAAAUCAUGGUGUCAGUGUGGGCCUUCUUCGCUGUCAUUUUCCUGGCCUCGUACACUGCCAACCUGGCUGCUUUCAUGAUCCAAGAGGAAUAUGUGGAUCAAGUCACGGGUCUCUCGGACAAGAAGUUCCAGAGUCCCAAUAAAUUCUCUCCUCCGUUCCGGUUUGGCACGGUCCCGAACGGGAGCACGGAGAGAAACAUCAGGAACAACUAUCCAGAGAUGCACACCUACAUGACCGCGUUCCAUCAGAGGAACGUCAACGAAGCUCUGCAGAGUCUGAAGGCCGGCAAACUGGAUGCUUUCAUUUACGACGCCGCCGUCCUGAACUACAUGGCUGGCAGGGACGAGGGCUGCAAGCUGGUGACCAUAGGCAGCGGCUACAUCUUUGCCACCACGGGAUACGGCAUCGCCAUCCAGAAGGAGUCUGGGUGGAAGAGACACGUGGACCUGGCCAUCCUGCAGCUUUUCGGCGACGGUGAGAUGGAGGAGCUGGAGUCCCUGUGGCUGACGGGGAUCUGCCACCACGAGAAGAACGAGGUGAUGUCCAGCCAGCUGGACGUGGACAACAUGGCCGGGGUCUUCUACAUGCUGGGCGCCGCCAUGGCUCUGUCCCUCAUCACCUUCAUCUGCGAGCACUGGUUCUACUGGCAGCUGCGCUUCUGCUUCAUGGGCGUCUGCUCCGGCCAGCCCGGCUUCGUCUUCAGCGUCAGCAGGGGAAUAUACAGCUGCAUACAUGGGGUCCAAAUCGAAGAGAAGAGCAGCUCUGCAUUGAACUCCCCGUCAGCCACCAUGAACAACACCCAUUCAAACAUCAUGCGCCUGCUACGCACUGCCAAGAAUAUGGCCUCCCUGUCAGGGGUGAAUGGCUCGCCACACAGUGCCCUGGACUUCAUCCGUCGAGACUCUUCUGUUUAUGACAUCUCUGAGCAUCGCCGCAGCUUGGCUGGCCAUUCCGACUGCAAACCUCCUUACAUGCCUGAAGACAACAUGUUUAGUGACUACAUCAGUGAAGUGGAGAGGACGUUUGGCAACCUUCAUCUCAAGGACAGUAAUUUGUACCAGGAUCACUAUCUACACCACCAUGGUUCAACCCCAGGGCUCACUGGUCCUCCUCCCAACAGACCCCACAGUUUGGGCAGUGCUAGUUCUCUGGAGGGUGGCAUGUUUGACUGUGACAGCCUGGGUGGGGGAGUGGCUCCCAUCUUCACCACCCAACCUUGCUCAGCUCUGACCCACAGGAACAUGAGCAAGUUUGACCUGUUGUCUGGACAGACUCCUCCCUCAGGCCAGAGCUUUAAGGGAGGACUGCCUGACGUCUACGGGAAGUUCUCCUUUAAAGGUGGUGCCUCAAGCUCCACUUACAUUCCGGGACCUAGCUACUGUGGGGGGAGAGGAGACGAUGAUGGAAAUAUACGUUCAGAUGUUUCAGACAUUUCCACACACACUGUAACGUACGGAAACUUGGAGGGUAAUGCCAAGAAGCGCAAACAGUACCGAGACAGCUUAAAAAAGAGGCCGGCCUCUGCAAAGUCCAGACGGGAACUGGAUGAAAUUGAGCUGGGUUACAGGAGGAAACCCUACCACAUCAGCCACCACCACUACCACAGCCAACGCUCUGUCUCCCCGCCACUAUUGCCCUCUGAACGUAAGCGAGGGGGUGGAGGAGGAAACAACAAUGGGAACUCUUACCUCUUCAGGGAAAAGGAGAGUGUUCGGGACUUUUAUCUCGACCAGUUUCGUCCCAAAGAGGGAGUCCCUCAGUGGGAGCAUGUGGACUUGACGGAGGGCCCUGGAAACAGAGAUGGAGGAGUGCCAACAUGCACCUCCUUGGUGCCAGUUGAAGACUUUCUGAAAAGCAAACCCAAAAAGUCUGACUCAAAGGGUGGACCAGGGUCUGGAUUGGCAGGCGGAGAAUGGGAGUGCAGGAACUGUCGAGCUAGUGGGGGCAAGCAGAUAUCCAUUCAUGGAGGAGGUGGUGGGUAUUCAAGUGGUAUGGGCUGUGGGUCCUCAGCUGGUGGCAGCCGCCCUAGCUCUGCAACCUGCAUGCGUUGUGAGGGUUGUAAAAAGACAGGAAACCUUUACGAUAUCAGUGAGGACAAUAACCACCCCUUGGAACAAAUGGGGGGAGGGAAAGGUGGGGGAGGAGUGGGAUGUAUGGCCGCAGGCCCUCAGGCUCAAUCUCAGGCCCAGCAGAGGAGAAAAAGUGGAGGAUUUGGGAAGCAGCUAAGGCGUCAACAUUCGUACGACACAUUUGUUGACCUUCAGAAAGAGGAAUCAGGUGGAAUGGGAAGUCUGAUGGGAGGCUUAGGGGGAGGCAUGGGAGGACCUGGGAUGGGAGGAAUGCUGCCCCCACCAAGGAGUGUUAGUUUGAAGGAGAAAGAACGCUACAUGGAAGAAAACAGCCCCUUUGCACACAUAUUUGAACGCCAUGGGGGCUCAGAAAGGGAAAGGGACAGAGACCCAUUGUUUUAUGGGGGUGAGAGCCAAAAAGGCUCUGGUUCCCCAUUCGGACUAUUCAGAGGUGGUGAGGGCCUCCACCGCCGCUCCAUUGGAGAGAGAGACAUGAGAGACAGAUCUUUGAUGGAAGGUGGAGGUGGGGCAGCAUUCUCUUUAUCCAAAUCUCUUUACCCUGACCGGGUAAACCAAAACCCCUUUAUACCCACCUUCGGCGAUGACCAGUGUCUGAUGCAUGGAGCCAAACAAUAUUACCUGACAAAGCAACAGCAGCAGCAACAACAAGUUGCCCAGAACAGCAGAGGUGACUUCAGGAGUCAAUUGAGUGCAACGUCAUAUCUGCCAGCAUCUGCCACAGCUGGGGUGAUGUCCAAUGUGCCCCCCCGGUUCCCAAAAGAGCUCAGCCUUGGUGGGAUGAACCAUCACGGGUCUAUGUUGGCAGUCGGACCCCCACGUCCCUUCAAUGGAAGCAAUGGCCAUGUGUACGAGAAACUCUCUAGCAUUGAGUCUGACGUGUAAGAGACAAAGAGGAAGAAGGAGGAGAGCAACAGAGGUUCAAAGUAUUUGGAGAUCAGGGGUAUUUCUUAGAACUAUAUAGACACAAAGCAGCUUGAGUUCAUGGGGACACAAAGAGAUGACUGAAAGAGGCGUCAAAUGAGUGGCAGAGGCAAAACAGGUAGAGACUGUUGUGCAAGAUAGAGAAUGAAGAUGGGAAUAAAAAAAUCAGGACAUCCUUAGGGGGUAAAGGAUGCUAAACCUCUCAAAAUGGCCAAAGCUACUCUACUUUUACAUCCACAUACAAUCAAUCAACAUUGUCUUUAAUCCCACAAAAGCGCUACACUUCAACAAGUUCCAUCCUCAUAGCCACCAGUGUGCUAGAAGUCACUGUGCGUGAUUGAUAUCUUGACAAAGCAUCACCUUGUUUUAGUUUUCUACAGGGGCCACAGUUUGAGGGCUCCUGUUGGGGCCUUGUGAGGAACCACAGCAAGAGCGGCAACGGGAGAGAACUGCCCAUGUGCCCCGUGACAAUUUAGAAAUUAGACGUCGUCACAUUCACUAGAGCCACAACACAGCCUGUCUUGGACACCUCCCCCUGAACCCUUGCCCACUCCUCUUCUUCUCUGCCCCCGCUUCUCCUCCAUAUCUUUGACACCUAAAGAGCUGUUUGCUGAUGAGAAAUACAAUCAUGAAUGAUAAUAAGAUAUUCUUAUAGAAAAACAGGGUAUAAAAACAACAAUAACGUUGUGAAUAACAAAGACAUUCAUGCUGUUUAUGGUAACUUUGCUUGUGAGACCAGACAUUUUGUUUUGUAUUCUGUUGGUAUAGUAUUUGACUAUUCUCUAAGUAUCUGUAGUAGUUGUGUUCCAUUUGCUCCUGGUGAUGCCAGGAAGAUUGUUCUUGGUUCAACCAACAAGCCAGAAAGACUGAGUCUUUUACUCCUGUGUUUUCUUCUGAUUUCUGUAGAAUAUUUUACUCCAUGACCAUUAGUGUAUCUGCUCCAGGAUUUCAAAGACACAUUUGGAGCUGGGAAAUUCUUGAUAUUUUAAGACAUUCCUAAUAAUCAAGCACGCACAUGCUUAAAAACACACACAGUUUCUUUUGGUUUUCUUCAGUUCUUUUGUCAGUCUGAACUCGUGUUACUGUGAAGAACGUUUUCACCAGAAGCUACUGAGAGGAAGGACGUGCCUUAAAGGUCUCCAGUGGAAGUGUCCUCCAGUUCACACGCAGCUGCACCAGAACAGACCACCGCUCAUUCAGGCUGCCCAGUGUUGCCAUCACAUGAGCCAAGCCCGCUGUAGAAAUUCGACAGCAGGCUGCAGAUGAUGAUGGUGUCCAAACAAGACGCUGUUUGAGAUCUUUUAUACCUUCGUAAAAAUAUUUCAUAUGUCAGGUAUGGAUGGUGUUUUAUGAACCAGUCGUAAUCAGGAUGUCCCACUGUUACUAAUAAGCUGAUGUGUCUCAGUUCAUAGCAACGGAAGCCUAUAGACCACCUGUUUAAUCCAUCCUACACAACACCUGUCACUUGGUUCUUGCUAGCAUUACUUCACAUCACACCAACAGUCUGAAAGGCUCGCACAGAAAUCUUUGCUUGGACAUUGUGUAAAACCAACAUUAUGCACUGUCACUUAUGCAGACCUGCUACAACAAAGUUGUAGAAGAAGCUGAUAAAAGGCAGGGUUGAGGAACUGGCUAGGCAACGGGAAGGCAGCUGUCUUGUGAAAGAUUGUUUUUUCUUUUUUACUCAGACUGUUGUAGAUAGUCUUUAACUAAAGAGGCCUCAUUUAUUGCACAGGACAUUUUACUCAGUGUAGGUUCAGGCACUCAGUAGACAUGCCUUACGAUCCCUCUCCCCCAAGUUGAUGACUCAUCAUGUACAAACUUCAGAGGCUUCUAUUAGUUAUUUGAAGGUCCGAUCUAUGAUUAGUUGGUGUCACAAGUUCAAGGGCUGAGAGAUAUCACACAGGAGUACUGGCCACAGAGAGGACCUACCGGACUGUGUGUUAAAUGAUUUUUGUAAUUAUGUCACACCCCAAUAUUAUAGCACUCAUGCAAUAGGUCGAUAUGUGUGUUUGUGCGUUUGAAGAGAAGCAGACCAUUAUUCAACAGUAAGUGCUUUUUUCCCCCCUAAUCACGCUGUUAAAUAUUCAUUACUUCAACAGCCUGUACUCCCUAACUCCUCGGAUAACACUGAGACUGAUCGAGUUAGCCUUAAAUCAGAUGCACCCUCCCUCCCACACACACACCCCAAGACACUACUAAUAAAUAACUUGGGAUCUCUGGAAUUUUUAUACACAUCUUGAAAGUUCAGGUGAACCAAACUCGGCAAAGAGGAAGAAGGGUUUGACGCAGAAAUAAAUGGCUAGUUAAGAUUUUUGAAGUGAGGCUCUGUGAUGUUAUCAAGAGUAGUUUCUUUAGCUGUACUAGAAAGAUCCGUUAUUUCAGUGAGUUAAGUAGAAAAGUGAAAACAUUGUUAUAUAUCAAUCACACUAUAGAGUUUCAACAAAGUCUUCCUGCAGAUUUGACAGUAUAGCUGCUAGUUUCAUCACCAGUUAAGCCAGAUUGCAUUGCCUAUUUUCAAUAUACGGAAAAAAUCAUGGCAUGAGCCUUUACAGCUAAAGACGCCAUUAACUGCACACUUAUGCGCCACUGCUACAAAAGGAAUGUAGGUGCUGCAAAAAUGCCGCGGCAAUGAUCCGACAAUAACAUUAGUUAAUUUCACGCGACACCAUGCAAAGGCUCUGUUUGCUUGGAAAAUUCACUCGCGCUAAAUACUUGGAGUUGCUCCAACAGAUGGGCAGUCUGACCUACUUUUUGAUUUUUUGAGCUUGGGAUUGUUUAACCUCUUGGGGGCGCACUUAGAUUUAUAGAGCAUUCAAUUUUAAGCCCAAGAUGGUCAGACAAAAAGAAUAUGACACAGCAUAUUAAUAUACUCUAUCCCAAUAUAGGACGCCACGCAUUUUGCCCCAGUACACAUCUACAGUAUUUUGCAAACCAGUGGUGUUUUAAACAUAAAAUGUGUUUAUUUAAUCUGCGUUAGACACGUGUAACAUACAUUUCUUUUGAUAAACCAACAUAAUAGCAGAUUUAAUUAGUGGAAGACUAGCUGCAAAUAAUAUGCAGUUACAUUGGUUGCAUGUUAUUUGGCUGAGAAAACAACAAGAGCUCCUGCACAAACAGGUAAGAUCCGCUAAUCUAGUGUUUUGUUUUAUUUAUUGGAAAGCUUUCUAGACAUGUUUCUGGCUGAAAUCAGAUAAUUUCUUAACCUUUCUAUAAACCGACUGCAACAUGACAUUUUUCUGUCACGGCUAGGGCAGCUAUCACUAGUAAUAACUUUAGAGAGCCUCACUUCAAAAACUCAGAACUGCCCCUUUAAGAACCUGAGAGACUUUGGUUUGGGCAUCAGUGUCAGCAUUAGUAUGUUCGAUCUUUUUCAUGUAAAUAAAUAUAUAUUUAAGAAUCUUUUCACUUUGUACAGACAGACAGGAUGUAACUUUCAGUAUGUUUUACAAUUUAAGAAAUAAAACUGUGAUAAAAACUCAUAAAAUAAAAAAAAUAUGAAUAAAAAUAUGCAAAAUAUAGAAUAAGACACAAAUAUUACUAAUCAUAAGUGAUAUUAUUGAACCUUUUUUCUUUUUCUUUAAAUCUCAUGUUUACUUGAUUAUAAUAGUUUUACCAAUACGGAUUAUGUUAAGAGUUCUGAAAUUUUUUUCUUCUUAUUUUCUCUAAAUUGUUGCAAACUGAGGAUAAUUUACUGUAGGUCUAGACGUUUAGUGAUUAAAAAGGGAAAGCUUAGUUUUAGGAGUCUAUGUUAAGUUUCCCUUGGAUUGUGUUAGACUAUCUUUUUAAGAUAAGCUCUUUCUCCAUGCUUGUCAGCAUAGAUUCAAUUAUCUAAACAUUUAUAAUACGAUAUUACAUGUAUACAGAGGUGAUAUUUGCAUAUAGAGGCAGCAGUAUAUUGUGAUCCUUCAUUUCGAAGCAGCCAUUCUUGUUUAAACGUUUUCGAGGCGUUUGUGCUUUUUUUGUUGCCCAUUUUUUUUGGACUUGGGCUCUAAACCGUAAUUGCACACAGAAUUUAGAGCCAUCAUCGGCCCGGCCUAUCCUGCUCCCUCUCUUUGUUUGGGAUAGACAUCACUGUGGUAAUGGAAGAUUACACACACACACACACACUUAGGUACACUGGACGUUUUUCCAGUGUUGAUGUUGCUGAGACUUUCAGCAAAAUAUUGUGGAGAAACUAACCAAGCUGAAGUGCAGAUUCAUCUCCGUGAGAGUGCGGCUGAAAUGCAUUUGUGCAACCCCUUAUUAAAAGGUGAAACAUUAGUUCCGUCGUGUCUCAUUUUGUGCAGGCUUUUUUUUCCCCCCGCUUCUUUAUUUAAACUGUUACUUGACAGCCGAAAAGCCCUAAAAUGUUCCGUAUUCUCAUUCAUUUUAUUCUUAUUUUAUUUAUUUAUCUCAGCUCUUUUGUGUGUUCCUCUGCAUUAGAGAGGGAAACAGCUUUAUUAAUUUGCAUGUGGGACGCCAUGCAUUCGGAAAUGAUUUUCCUCCUCCUUAUUUUGCAUGAUUCUAAUUCCAAUAAGUCUGUGUAAUCUUCUCCAACGCCCUGAGAGAAGAAAUUCGUCUCUCCACUGUUACUUUUUCUUUUCUUUUCUUUUCUCUCUAACUGCUUUCGUGUCCACGGGGUUGAUUGAAAAGUGAAAAAUGUAUCAGUGUGCACAUAAACUCUGUUAGCGGUCCAUUUUUUCCCACCCCUCUACAAGGCACUGAAAUAAUUCAAGUCAUUUGCAAUAAACAGCACAACCAAACAAAUAAUGUUCAUAUUGUACUCUAAAUAUGCUAAUUUAUCAGCUCUUGUUUUACAGGCAUCAGGGUGGUCCGUAGAGGUGUACCUGAUACUGUUAAAAAAAAUUAAAAUAAAAUAAAAAAACAUACCAACCGUCAGAUUUUCACCCCUACAGCUCAGGUCCGGCUGUGAAGCAGAUUAAGUUGGGCUUGUCAGGAGUCUUUAGUCCCCCCUUAAGGCCAAAUUGGUCCCAGUCUCCGGUUUCUGCAAACAAGCAUGUCACAACACAUUUGGUUCACGAAGGGCAAAACACUGUGUCCCCUCUUCCCCCGGUGUUGACACACGAAGAAGAAGAAGUGGCUGUUUUUCUUUUCGAUCAGGAACACUGACCCGAACCAGGGGAGCAAAGAAAAACAGGUGUGUGAUGACAUUCACUUUCCUGUCUUUGAAACUGCUUGUGUUUAUUUGAAAGAAGAAAUAAUAAAAAAAAUAUGAGUCAGUCGUGUGAUGUCACCCCAUGCAGACAGGAAGAAUUAAACUGUGAUAUUACAUAACUGAUUGUUCUGAACCUUUAUGUAACUAAGCAGUUCACACUCUAUCAGUUCCUCUCUGUUCAUUGAAAACAUUUCCCCCCCCCUUCAUAUUUUAGUUACAGACCUCUCUGUGUGUGUUUGUCUGUGUAUACAGUGCCUUGCAAAAAUAAUUCCUGGCUCUUAAAUUUUGUCACAUGAAACUGCAAUACCUUUUACUGGGAUUUUAUCUGAUAGAGCGAGUUGAAGUUGAACUGGGGAUCUGCCAAAUUUUUUACGAAAAAUCAUCCAUAGUUUUGGCCUCUAUUCAAUAACUACGUCUGUUUAUUUUUGUUUAUUUAGGCAUGUCAAAGUAAGGGCGGUUAAAGGAAAAUGGUUUUCAGAUAUUUAAUUACACAUUUUGGCUGUGCUUACUAAUUAGGUAAGCCAUUUUUAUUUAGGCGUAUCAAAGGAAACGUGGUUGAAUGCAGCCUACUUUAAAGAAUUUUUUUUUUUAGAAGUAAAGAUCUGAAAUUUUGACAUAAUUGCUUUGAGCCACAUCUACUCUGACACCCCUAAAUAAAAUAAUUUGUCUUUGUUUUCCAGAGAUGGGAUCAAAUUGCACUCUGGGGAUGCUACUGGUUUUCAUUUGAAAUUAAGUGGUUGUGUUAUUUUUCUUUAAGGGUAUCAAAGAAAAGGGGUCUGAAUUCAAAUUCAUACCACUUUUUUUUUUCUUUUUUUUUUUUUAAACUAUAUAUAAAUUUCCUUCCACUUUGACAAUUAUACCCUGCUUUGUGUCGAUUUACCACAUAAAACCCCAAAAUGUGUUAGAGUUUAAUGGGUUGGACUAUUUUUCAAUGUGCUGUAUGUGUACUAUCUCUUGAUACUGCUUCAUAUUGAUGCACACCAAGUUUUCUACUCAAUUGUGUACAGUUCUGUUUAAUAUUCCUGCUGCCCAUCUUCACCCGCUGUCAUUGCUGAGGUAUUUCCUCAGUGUUGCAUAAGGGGUUGCAACACAAUGUAUUUCCCAAAGCGAGACAAAGUCGCCGAAAACCACUGAGACUGCAUAACUUGACCACAGUAACAAUGGCUGGCGGAAGUGCAACAUACAAGUAGUGACCACUUGUGUGCGUAAUCAUGCGCAGAACAUUGCUCCUGGCCAUUGUUUUCUCUUUUCUUGGCCAUUUUCUUUGAAAUAAUGCCAAAAUUUUUACAGCAGAAAACCCACACAAAAUCAGCUAAUUGUACAGGUUCUGUAUAUACCAAAUACCGGGGGGAAAGUAUUUACCUUCACCUUUUUUUGUAUUCAAAAUGAUUGACGUAUUCUCAAUAGCAAAUUUAACCAUGUCAUGACAAAACUGCAAAAAAGAAAAAAAAAAAAACAUCAUUAAGGUACUUCUAAUAAGGAUAAUGCCGAUAUCUACCAUUAUAAGUGCUGAAAUAAGACUAUUCUUUCUCUUUGUACAUGAUGAACAAAAUGAAGUGUUGAGUAUUAAUAAUAAAAAGUAUAAGUUUCAGAUG